Gordionus sp. m RMFG-2023 is the source of this 679-nucleotide messenger RNA. Its product is annotated as large ribosomal subunit protein mL40-like. The transcript has 4 exons. Bases 7 to 624 code for a protein of 205 amino acids. The record is from RefSeq and is a predicted model, not a curated record. Lineage: Eukaryota; Metazoa; Nematomorpha; Gordioida; Chordodea; Parachordodidae. Gene Ontology annotation, cellular component: mitochondrial ribosome; mitochondrial large ribosomal subunit.
UCAUCUAUGAAUUUUUUACAAAAUUCAAUUGGAAAAAUAUUUUUUAAUAAUUUUUUAUACAACUAUAUACCUCAAAUAUGUAAUAGAAACAUUUAUACUGGAAUUAUUCAUCACUAUAAAAUUACUGAAACCCUUUAUGCAGAACCAUUAAAAAAGAAAAAAAGGAUCGAUCCAGGCUUACUCAAACUAAGAGAAGAUAGAAAAAAGAAAAGAUUAGAAAAAGCUGUAAGAAUUUUAGAAAAGCGUGGAAAAAUAUUAAAACCUUUAAUUGAAUGUGAGCCUGAACCUAAGUUUCUUAGAGAACUCAAAAUAAGGGAAAGACUUGUUCCUAUAUUAGAAGGUAAGGAAAUAACAGAACGUGCAUUAUUACAGAAAGAAUGGACAAGAUAUAAAACUAAACAAAGCAAACAAUUUAUGGAAUCAUGUCAAAAGUUGUUAUUAUCCCAAGAAAGGGCUUUGAUGGAACUUAAAAAUGAAUCACUAGAUUUAUAUAAUGAAGCAAUUAAACUGAAUGAAAAUGUUCUUCCAGCAACUCUUGAAGGCCCUACAAACUCGCCUCCAUUCGAAAAUUAUGACUCACCCGACGGAGAAUUCAACGACAUAACAAAAACUUACAUUAGAUAAUUCAAAUAAAUUAUUUAUUUCACUGUUUAUUAAUAAAUAAAAUGGAUAGUUAUAA